Messenger RNA from Penicillium diatomitis, 2136 nucleotides. RefSeq lists its product as uncharacterized. The record is from RefSeq and is a predicted model, not a curated record. The coding region runs from base 1 to 2136 and encodes 711 amino acids. Lineage: Eukaryota; Fungi; Ascomycota; Eurotiomycetes; Eurotiales; Aspergillaceae. The transcript is spliced from 3 exons.
AUGUCGGGUAAGCGGCGCAGGAAGAUGCCGAAAAGGGCGGCCAAGAGGGUCCCUCUACGUACUCCAAGUUCAGAGGAGCCAGACACGACGCCUUCAAAGACCAUUCCGAGGAAGGGUCGUUUGGUCUGCGCGCGAUCAUAUCCAAACCGCAACCCCAAAAACAUGCCACCCUUCAAGGAUGAGCAUAUUAUGCUGAUUGCGCCAGGUUCGCACAUGACCCUGGCGCAACUCGGUCUUCCCGAAAGCUUCACGCCCGCGCGUUUUCGAUUUCCCACGCGUAUGUUUCCGGCCCAGAAGAAGGGCGAGUUUGAGCCUUAUCGUAUUCGCGAACGUCAUCACACCGUCAAACCGAGCAAUGGUCAUCGCGCGCCCGAGGAUGGACCUGCAAAAUCAGACACGGAGAUGAAAGAUGCCGCGCCUGCAGCUGAAGGCACUGCCGCCAUUAAGAGCGAAACCUCCAAGACUGCAGAGGACUCGACCGACGCGACAGCUGAUGGUGUCGAGAAGACUGAAGUGCAGGAGACAUUAUACGAAGAGGAUGUCGCGUCCGACGAAGGCGCUGUCUGCCCUAUUCAAGAUGGUCGCAUUGUCGAUUGGCCCUGUUUCUUUGCUCUGCUUACGCACAUCUACAAUGCUUUAAGCCCGCCAUUCCACACUCCUAUUCUACUUGUCUCGCAACCUGUGUGGACUGCUCGUGACAAAGAGAUCAUCACCCAAUUCUUCUUUGAGAAGUUCAAGACUCCUGGCUUUAACAUCAUGGACUCCGCGCUUGCUACAUGCUACGGCUAUGGUGUGCAGACUGCCACCGUCAUCGACGUUGGAAAGACGAAGGUGGAUGUCACUGCUGUCACGGAUUGCGUUGUGAACCCCUAUGGCCGUGGUAUUGCUCUGAAGGGAUGCGGUGGUGAUGCUAUGACCGACCGACUGGUCGAGCUCCUGGCCCCCAGAGGCUUUACGCGCGAGAUGUGUGAGCAGCUGAAACGAAGCAACAUUGCCGAAAUCUUAGCGCCCGGGACGCCUUUGCCUGGUGCUGCUGUAACAGCUCAUCAGGGUCCCAACCCUGCAGCGGCCGCCUCGACCGGUGGAUCAGGUGCCACAGACGCCGUUCCCCGGGGCCCGGGAGAGAACACGCAGACUGGCACCGAGAAUGGACCCGAUGACGACGAAGGUGUCUUGGACGUUGCUGCUAUCGUGAGCGGUAAUACUACAGAGUAUUUGGCCAAGAUUGAGAAGGAGAAGACUGGCAAGAAGGGUGGCGUAGAAUCUAAGCAGAAGAACGCCCCCAAUCACCAGAAAGAGAAAGCAAGCUUUCAAUACGAAGAAUUCAGCCCUCUCGAGGAUGAUGGCACACCUGUUGCUGGGCCUCGCCGAUACAUUCGUCAUGCCAGAGAGAUCGAGGUUGGAGCGGAGCGCUUCCUUCUCGCAACCCCUUUGCAAGGUGCUAGCCGUCUGUCUUUUGGCAUUCUGGAAGAUAUUGCCUACCAAAUUUAUUACACCAUUCAAUCCGUACCUGAUGCUACCAGGAGAAGUGAGCUCUGGGACUCCCUUAUCAUCGUCGGAUGUGGUAGUCGAGUUCGAGGUUUCGCGCAGGCUCUUCUCGGUGUCAUUACACAAAAAUACCUUCUCUCUCCAUCCGCAACUAUCUUCACAUCUGAAAUUCCCUCCGCCUUCUCCACGCCUCUCCCCACCGGUGGCACCAACACCCCGGCACCCAUGGGCCAACAAGCCAGUCCAAUGUAUCUCCCAGCUGCCCAUGGCGUGAACCCUCUGCUCGUCGCUGCCACCCAUAAUAAUCCGGGCAUGGCUGCCGUUACCCCAGGAACCCCAGCCAUGGACACAAGCAUGUCCCUCCAUCGCUCAAGUGGACACUCGCAGACUCCGACUUCAGUCAAGUGCCUACGCCUUCCUGAUUACUUCCCCGACUUCAAGCAUGACGGAAAUCGCAACGCUCCUGGCGCCAGCCAGGGGCCCAGUGGUACACAGGGUGGCCAUGGUGCCGAGGAGGCCACUUUCUUGGGCGCCCAGAUGGGCGCCAAGGUCUGCUAUGUGCUUGAUCAGGGCCUGUCCAAAAGUUUCAUGACCCGUGUCGAGUACAACGAGAGUGGCCCCUCAGCCAUUCAUGACUUCGGGUUGUGA